ACUUUUGAGACUCCCUCCACAUCGUCUCCAUUCGACCCCUCAUCGUAUUCAUUGUUGCUGGCGAUGGCGAUGGCUGGUGUCAGCUCCACGCCAUCAUACACUGUCCAGGAAGCUACAAGACAGUCUACGCAAGCCUGGCGGAAUGAUCUAACUAACCUCUUUCAGCAGGCAAAGGAUCGAUUCGCAGAUGUCGUCUGGGAACUCCAGUCCGACGAUAAUGACGACGAUCACGAUGAAGUUUGGGGCCACAAAGCUAUCGUGUAUGCACGCGCCCCGCCUUCCUUCCAGCAGCGCUACUUUCAAUCCCGCCCCCCUCCCAUUGCUUCCCCGACCCCCUACUCUACGAGUCCCUCUCCAGCGCCAGCACAGUCUGCCAUGUCCUUGAGUCUCACCCUGGACUACGCUCAGACAUCCCGUUCUCCAUCUCCGUACCGUUCAUCAUCCCCUUCACCCUCUACCAACCUAAAUGCCGUCAUGCGCAUACCAGCCAUUAGCAGCACAACACUCUUUUCGAAUGAGCUGGAAUAUCUGUACACAGGCGAGGGACUUGGCGAAGCAUUUGAAUUUCUCUUUGAUACCUCCGAGUCGCGCGAGCUUGUCGACGCAGAGGAGAACCGCACCGACAAGCUGCGCAAAGACCUCGUGUUCAUGUGGCGAUCUCGUCUCUAUUCUGACGUGCGCAUCGCCCUAUCUGGCACAUUUUCCUCGACAAAUCACGAGCCAGCAACCGCUAUUUUUUCUUCCCACCGCUUCAUUCUCGUGUCCCGCUCCCCCUACUUCCAUGCGCAGCUCCUGAACUGGGCCCAGCCGACAAAGCCUGGGGAACCAAUCACGGUCACGCUUCCUUCGCCUCCUUUUACCCCCGCCUCACUCCAUUUUACUCUGGGGUAUAUCUACACGGGAACCCUCGUGUUCUCCCACCGGACGUACGACCUGGAUACCGCGUUCGCGAUCCUCAAGUCGGCGACGUACCUAUCUUUGGACGGCUUGGUCGCUGAAGUCCAGGCCCGAAUCGUGUACGAGAUGAUUCAUGGGUUGUUCCAUGCAUCUCUCGAGUUCAACGAGUAUGAGCGCAUCACGGGGUCCAAGUGGGGUACUGGCGGGUGUCGGUGCCGACAGUGCGCCCGGCGAGCGCCACGCGUACUCGAAUUCGCACUUGCAGACGAUGUCAAGAAUACUUAUUUGGAACGAGGCGCACGACGGGCACUUGUAGGCCUUUUCGGGGAAGGCUGGUGCAUCUCUGAGUUCGCAUCGCUUCCGCAGAAGAUUCGAGAAAAUCUGCUAAAGGGUCUGGCAAAGCGGACAACGCCGCUGAACAUAUUUCCCCUAUUGUUCGCCGCGCAACACGCGAUAAAGAAGCUUGACUCUGUCAUUGACGCCUGGGCAGACACAUCACGGGAUAUGGUGUUACAGGCGCGGAAGGCAAUCGAUGAAUGCCUUGUAAGCCAGAGCGCUGAGUGCUUCGAACAGGAUGAUUGGCUACAGGUCUUGGAAGGAGAUGGGGUGAGGUUUGAGGAUGGCGAGAGGGUUGUCUGGGUGAUGGAAGCGAUUAAACGCGGAAUGAUUGAGAAACACGCUGGAACUAUGUAUCAGAGCCUUGUGAAUAUCCUCCUGCGACCACACCCAACAGAUGAAGACGCCGCGAUGCUCUCUGCCACGUCGCACAUCCGCGUGCAAGUUGAGGACGCACGUGCAGAUCUCAUCCGGUACAUUCGAAAGCGUUGGAUGGGCACGCGUCAGCAGGGCGGUUUUGAUGGCCUCGAGGGCUGGGCUAUUAAAGAGAUCUCUCAAGAACUGGAAGUCUCUGUUGAAGACCUCAUAUCGCCUGCUCAGCCUUCGAACCUCCGACGCACUGCCUUCCGCAAAUCUUCUACAGCUGGAGAUGCGGACUCUGACACACUCAGCGUGCACUCGCUACGCGCGUCUGUGCUUAGCCGUAAUAUCAACAGCCCUCACAAACAUGCCCGUGAGGCUACAACCGCAUCGUCCGCGGCAAGCGUGCGCACCAUUGGGCGUUCGUCUCCACGCAUUCCUACGACUCCCAAGUCCAACGAUGUACGCCCUGACUCUAAGCUCACGCCCGAGUCGCAGAGCAUCACAUCUGUACGAUCAAGUGCGACAGAGAAGGCUAUGCAACGCAGGGCACCCUCGCCUCGCACGGGCAAUAUUAGUCCUACGCCAAAAGGCACGAAGCCCGCGCUGAGCAAACUCAUCACUUCUUCGCCCGCUCCAAAGCCAAAAUCCAUUGCACCCUCAGUGCGUUCACGUGUUUCCAGUGUCCGUUCCUCCGCAAGAGAGUCCACGCUACGUAUUCCGUCUGCUUCCCGUCCGAAUUCGAGUUUGUCGAGUGCGACAAGUGACGCUACGUUUAGGACAGCUCCCUCUGAAGCAAUCACGCCUCGCUCGAGGAAGGUGUCUGGAGGAUCCACUGUUUCAAAUGUGAGCGUGAGGACUGUGGGGACGAGCAAGGGCACUCCUGUGAGAGAAAGAUUGUCAUCUGGAGUAUCUACUGCAUCCACUUCAACGACAACGACUGCGGUUGCCACACGAACAUCUGUCCGCCGCGGAGCAGCUGAAUUCACCAAGUUAACCCCCUCCAAACGUACACCCGCCAAAACCACCACCUCCUCACAAAGGAAGCCGCUCAGCAGAGUCAUCGAGAAUCAUUCUCAAAAAUCGCCCCGCAUUACGCUUAGCGACCUCGACAAGGGCAAGGAUCGUGAGACGAUCAGUCUCAAUGAUGAUGAUACCAGCUCUCCGACGCAGGAUGGGGCCUCUCCUGGAGCGGACUCUCCUCCCGCGCUCACCCGCCGUGGGUCAUCAGACACUAUCACCACAAGUAUACGGACUCCCGAACAAUCGACUGCCUCCCCGGUGGAGGCGAACGUUUUGGCUCAGCUUCGCGGCGCGACGCUCGAUGUUGGCAUUCCGUGCAUAGUGUCAUCGAAGCGCAAGCGCUUCAAGGCAUUUGCACGGUACAUUGGCGAAGUCGAGGGCGAACUUGGGCCUUGGGUUGGCAUUGAGGUACCACUGGAGGCCUGGGUUGGUGACCCCUCAGACGGUCGUCAGUGGAACGAUGGGUCAUGGGGCGGCAUUCGUUAUUUCGAUAUCGGGAGUAGUGGCUCGGAGUGGGAGUUUGGCGCAGACGACUAUCAGACACAGAGACGGCGGAAGAUGGACUGGAUGAACGGGUCAGGAAGAGAUAAUCGCGGACUUAAACGAGAAGGAGACCAGCUGACCGUAGGAACGGAUCGCGCGAAGCGGAUGCGAAGUUCGUCACCUGCAGCAUCGGACUUGUCGACAUCAGAGUCCAGGGGACUGUUUGUCCGGCCACAACAAGUCCUGUAUGUCGUGGAUGCUGUCGGGGCUGAUCUUUGAUAAAAGAUGGAUUGGGGGACAGUUGGUUUUCUUAUUCUCUUCUCGUGAUACCACUGUGAUUUGCUUUCAAGUCGUCAUGUUUUGAUUUUGCACUUCAACAUACACACGGUCUUUGCAUUGGUAUACCAGACAAUCACGCUCUCGCGCUUCCCUUCCUCCUUUGCAUACAUUACUGAUAACAAUACACUAACUUUUUACCAGAUUAUUGAUUCUAGAGUGUGGAAGAUUGGCUAGGUAUACGCGUGUACACUCGUGCUGAAAUUGUCAAGGAUUCUACCUAGACUCUGUUCCCAGACCGCCUGGUUGGUGGGAUUUUGCAUCAUCUCUUGAACGCUGAGCGCCGAUUCUCGAUCGUUACUACUGCCGUGCCACUACAUAUCCUACAGUAUAUAUAGUUAGUGUCCUGUUUCCUUGAUAUAAAAGAUGUCGUUGUAACCCUGGGUUUCUUGAAGUUGGUCUAUACUUGGUCCCCUGACC
Messenger RNA from Suillus clintonianus, 3855 nucleotides. RefSeq lists its product as uncharacterized. The record is from RefSeq and is a predicted model, not a curated record. NCBI's taxonomy places the organism in Eukaryota, Fungi, Basidiomycota, Agaricomycetes, Boletales, Suillaceae. The transcript is spliced from 4 exons. Bases 64 to 3378 code for a protein of 1104 amino acids. Gene Ontology annotation, molecular function: protein binding.